Molecule: messenger RNA, 3163 nt
Organism: Fukomys damarensis (Damara mole-rat)
Lineage: Eukaryota; Metazoa; Chordata; Mammalia; Rodentia; Bathyergidae
Gene: Rfx1
Product: regulatory factor X1
Exons: 21
Coding region: 321-3146 (941 amino acids)
Biological process (GO): regulation of transcription by RNA polymerase II
Cellular component (GO): nucleus
Molecular function (GO): RNA polymerase II cis-regulatory region sequence-specific DNA binding; DNA-binding transcription factor activity, RNA polymerase II-specific
Source: RefSeq, a predicted model, not a curated record
GCCCCGGUGAGGGAAACGGAGGCGCCAUAGCCACGGUAGUCGUGGCGACCAAGCAACCCGGCAACGCGAGUCAACAACAACAACUGGCCGACCGACCCCCACCCCCACCCCCCCAUCUUGGCCUGGGGACCCUGGCACGCUCCGUCCCCCUCCCCACAUCGCCACUGAGGCCUCCGAAAAGCCGUUCCGCGGACAGAAGCGGGUAGAAGCCGAGGAUGCCCUGACCACGAUGUGAACCUUUUGGUUAUAGAACCUGGCAUCUAUAACAGGAAGAGAAGAAAAAAAAAGCCUUAUUUAUUAUCAUUUUCCCCACUGUUGGCAUGGCAACCCAGGCAUACCUUACAGAGCUACAGGCAGCCCCGAAAGCAUCGCAGCCACCUCAGGCCCCCCCCCAGGCCCAGCCCCAGCCGCCACCCCCACCAGCCCCAGCAGCACCCCAGCCCUCCCAGCCGCCCACUGCUGCUGCCAUCCCCCAGCCCCAGUAUGUCACCGAGCUGCAGAGCCCCCAGCCCCAGGCACAGCCCCCAGGUGGCCAGAAGCAGUAUGUGACUGAGCUUCCGGCUGCCCCAGCGCCCUCCCAGCCGGCCGGAGCACCCACCCCGGCCCCCACGUCACAGCAGUACAUCGUGGUCACCGUCUCAGAAGGUGCCAUGCGAGCCAGCGAGACUGUGUCAGAGGCCAGCCCAGGUGCCACAGCCAGCCAGACCGGCGUCCCCACCCAGGUGGUGCAGCAGGUGCAGGGCACCCAGCAGCAGCUGCUGGUCCAGAGCGUGCAGGCCAAGCCAGGCCAUGUGUCCCCGCUCCAGCUCACCAACAUCCAGGUGCCCCAGCAGGUUCUCCCCACGCAGCGUCUGGUGGUACAGAGUGUGGCACCCGGCAGUAAGGGCAGCCAGGUCUCCUUAACGGUGCACGGAACUCAGCAGGUGCACUCACCCCCAGAGCGGUCUCCAGUGCAGGCCAACAGUUCCUCCAGCAAGACGGCUGGGACGCCUGCGGGCACAGUGCCACAGCCACUGCAGGUCCACGGCGUCCAGCAGAGUGUCCCUGUAUCCCAAGAGAGGUCAGUGGUCCAGGCCACCCCACAGGCACCCAAAGCUAGCCCGGUACAGCAGCUGACCGUGCAGGGGCUCCAGCCAGUCCACGUGGCCCAAGAGGUGCAGCAGCUCCAGCAGGUGCCCGUGCCACAUGUGUACUCCAGCCAAGUGCAGUAUGUGGAGGGUGGCGAUGCCAGCUACACUGCCAGUGCCAUCCGCUCCAGCACUUACCCAUACCCUGAGACGCCACUGUAUACACAGACAGCGGGCACCAGCUACUAUGAGGCUGCAGGCACGACCGCCCAGGUUAGCACACCUGCCCCCUCGCAGACGGUGGCCAGCAGUGGUUCUGUACCCAUGUAUGCAUCUGGCAGCCCAAUCGUCGCCAGCUCCACCAGCAGUGCUGGUGGGGCCAGCAGUGGUGGUGGCGGCAGUGGUGGCAGCGGGGGAAGCACUGGCAGUAGCAGCGGCAGCGGGAAUGGCAGCGGCGGAGCGGGCACCUAUGUGAUCCAAGGCGGCUACAUGCUGGGCAGCACCAGCCAGUCUUAUUCCCACACCACCCGUGCCUCGCCAGCCACCGUCCAGUGGCUCCUGGACAACUACGAGACGGCUGAGGGUGUAAGCCUGCCGCGCAGCACCCUCUACUGCCACUACCUGCUGCACUGCCAGGAGCAGAAGCUGGAGCCCGUUAACGCUGCCUCCUUCGGCAAGCUCAUCCGCUCCGUCUUCAUGGGUCUGCGCACGCGCCGCCUCGGCACCAGGGGCAACUCCAAGUACCACUACUAUGGCCUGCGAAUCAAGGCCAGCUCACCCCUGCUGCGGCUCAUGGAGGACCAACAGCACAUGGCCAUGCGCGGCCAGCCCUUCUCCCAGAAGCAGAGGCUCAAGCCCAUCCAGAAGAUGGAGGGUAUGACCAAUGGUGUGGCCGUGGGGCAGCAGCAGCCUGCAGGGCUGUCAGACAUCAGCGCACAGGUGCAGCAGUACCAGCAGUUCCUGGAUGCAUCCCGUAGCCUCCCUGACUUCACGGAGCUCGACCUCCAGGGCAAAGUGCUUCCCGAGGGUAUUGGACCAGGGGACGUCAAGGCUUUCCAGGUCCUGUACCGGGAACACUGUGAGGCCAUCGUGGAUGUCAUGGUGAACCUGCAGUUCACACUGGUGGAGACGCUGUGGAAGACCUUCUGGAGGUACAACCUCAGCCAGCCCAGCGAGGCACCGCCGCUGGCCGUGCACGACGAGGCUGAGAAGCGGCUGCCCAAGGCCAGCCUGGUGCUCCUCUCCAAGUUCGAGCCCGUGCUCCAGUGGACCAAGCACUGUGACAACGUGUUAUACCAGGGCCUGGUGGAGAUCCUCAUCCCCGACGUGCUGCGGCCCAUCCCCAGUGCCUUGACCCAAGCGAUCCGGAACUUCGCCAAGAGUCUGGAGAGCUGGCUCACCCAUGCCAUGGUGAACAUCCCUGAGGAGAUGCUGCGGGUGAAGGUGGCGGCGGCGGGUGCCUUCGCGCAGACCCUGCGGCGCUACACAUCACUCAACCACCUGGCGCAGGCAGCACGCGCCGUGCUGCAGAACACGGCGCAGAUCAACCAGAUGCUCAGCGACCUCAACCGCGUGGACUUUGCCAAUGUGCAGGAGCAGGCCUCGUGGGUGUGCCGCUGCGAGGACCGCGUGGUGCAGCGCCUGGAGCAGGACUUCAAGGUGACGCUGCAGCAGCAGAACUCGCUAGAACAGUGGGCGGCGUGGCUGGACGGCGUCGUCAGCCAGGUGCUCAAGCCCUACCAGGGCAGCUCUGGCUUCCCCAAGGCCGCCAAGCUCUUCCUCCUCAAGUGGUCCUUCUACAGCUCCAUGGUGAUACGGGACCUGACCCUGCGCAGCGCUGCCAGCUUCGGCUCCUUCCACCUCAUCCGGCUGCUGUACGACGAGUACAUGUACUACCUGAUCGAGCACCGCGUGGCACAGGCCAAAGGAGAGACCCCGAUUGCUGUCAUGGGCGAGUUUGCCAACCUGGCCACCUCGCUGAAUCCCUUAGAUGCGGACAAAGGUAGGCAAGGCACGUCCUCAGCAGGGCCGGGCCAGGGCGGCGGCAGGGCUGGGGUGUGGGCGCCAGCCCUGUGCUGAGUGGCAUGGUCCGUGUG